CCACCUCUAAGUGGGACUCAGAGGGCGUAUCGAUGACUGAAGACUUGAAUCAACCGCUUGGAUAUUACUUGUCGUUCUUCCCGGUCGUGUUCAUCGAUGGUAGCGGUUAUCAUAAUGUCUUGUGGGACGUGACUAUCGAUUCUUAUGACCGAUUGAGACACGAGUCGCGGCUAACCAUCGCAAGUCUGGACUCUGGAUCCGGGUUUGAAUCGACAUUCUUGAGGGAAAUCACUUUUGAGACCAAAUUCGAUGUACUGUUUAAGAUUUCGGUUCCAUCGCUACUGAAGUCGUCAAAAGUGGGGGAUAUAUCUCAAGACAUUAGAGACCAGUGCGGAGAUACUGUCACCGCAUUUGUGGGCCAUUUA
Oppiella nova is the source of this 365-nucleotide messenger RNA. The record is from the annotation of a GenBank genome assembly. NCBI's taxonomy places the organism in Eukaryota, Metazoa, Arthropoda, Arachnida, Sarcoptiformes, Oppiidae.